Messenger RNA from Esox lucius (northern pike), 2892 nucleotides. Its product is annotated as 1-acylglycerol-3-phosphate O-acyltransferase ABHD5. Gene Ontology annotation, biological process: positive regulation of triglyceride catabolic process; negative regulation of triglyceride storage. The record is from RefSeq and is a predicted model, not a curated record. The coding region runs from base 1 to 1119 and encodes 372 amino acids. The transcript has 7 exons. Gene Ontology annotation, cellular component: lipid droplet. Lineage: Eukaryota; Metazoa; Chordata; Actinopteri; Esociformes; Esocidae.
AUGAGGAGGAUGGCGGAGGAGCUACAACCCGCGGAGGAAGGGCUAGGUUGGAUCUCCAGUUGGCUCCCAUCCUGGUGUCCAACGUCUCUCUCUCAGCUGAAGGAUGCAGAAGACAAAAUGCUAAAGGCUGUGAAGACCCCCUUCUCCAGGCAGCAUGUCAGGAUAUCCAAUGGCAACUACCUCUGGACUUUAGCCUUCAACUUGCAACCCAAGGAACAGUCCUCUCUCCAGCCCCAUCCGCCCUCACUCUCUGAGCCCGCGGUCCCGCCACGGCCCUGUCCUCCCCUGGUACUGCUCCACGGGUUUGGGGGCGGCGUGGGUCUGUGGGCCCAGAACCUGGACUCCCUAUGUGACCGUGGGGCUGUGUAUGCCCUGGAUCUGCUGGGCUUCGGCCGGAGCAGCAGGCCUGUGUUCAGCACGGACCCGCAGGCUGCCGAGGAGGAGUUCCUGGGGGCCCUGGAGGAGUGGAGAGGCCGGGUGGGCCUGGAGGAGAUGGUUCUGCUGGGACACAACCUGGGGGGCUACGUGGCCGCUGCAUACACACUGGCACAUCCGCACAGAGUCAAACACCUGAUCCUGGUAGAGCCCUGGGGUUUCCCGGCCCACCCAGAGAGCCCAGAUCAGGAGAAGUCCAUUCCCGUGUGGAUCAGAGCCAUGGGGGCCGUCUUGAGUCCCUUCAACCCCCUGGCUGGACUAAGACUGGCUGGACCACUAGGCCCCAUGCUGGUCCAGACCAUAAGGUCCGAUUUUAAACAGAAGUAUUCUUCUGUGUUUGACGACAACACUGUAUCAAACUACAUCUACCAUCUUAACGCACAGAUGCCCAGUGGUGAAACCGCUUUUAGAAACAUGACUGUGCCGUAUUGUUGGGCCAAGAGGCCGAUGUUGGAUCGUAUCGGACUGAUCCAACCGGACAUUCCCAUAUCCAUAAUCUACGGGUCAAGAUCCAGCAUCGACAGCGACUCGGGAUACACGUUCCGGCAGACCAGACCGGAUGUGGACAUCAUCGUGAUAAGAGGAGCAGGUCACUAUGUGUUUGCUGACCAACCCGAGGACUUCAAUCAGACUGUUCUUCGCAUCCUAGCUGGGAUGGGGGGAGCCGACGAGGGGGAGGCUUGAGGGCGGGAGAGUGAUAUAGAGAGAAGGGGUGAGGAAAGGAAAAUGAUGAGAAUGGUGCAAGGAGGACAUUUUGAGGGGUGAACAAAGAGUGGGAAUGGAGAAGAAAAGGUAAGAGGAGUCAAAGAGCAGUAGCAAAAAUAACUCCUUGAGGAGGACAGUUGUCAUGUUCAGAACAUAUGCCUGUUCCUCACUGAAAAAGGGUUAGGCUGAUAUAUAUCAUGGGCUCAUAUAGCAUGCAUGGAAAUGAACCUAGGCUGAUGGUUGGAUGCUAGAGUAUGAUUUAGGCCAGGCGUGGGCAAACUAAGGCCUGCAGGCCAAGUAUUAGCCGCAAGCCAAUUUAGAAUUGUCUAAGCUGAUAUAGGAUGGCUAGAUAAUUAUUUCUUCUCGGCUGAUGAAGGAUGGGUGGUGAAUGAUUUAUUCUAUUCUGAUGAUAGAGGGAUGGCAAAUUAUAUGGGGUGAUAUGGGAUAGUUUUUACCAGUACUACACCCCAUUCCUCAUCAUGGCCCCUACAGCCUCUGAAGGAUUGUGUCUGUAUAUAAUACCUUUGUAAACAAAUGUAAAAUGUAUUUUCUGCACUUAUGAAGAUAUAUACUAAUUAAGUAUUUUUGUUGGGAGGGUGGACAAAUGUCCAUAUUCUCAGUAUGCUUACACUUUUUCAAAUUGUUGAAUGUGUGAAUUUAGUUUUGUUUCAGUUUUGCUUUCCCUGACAGGGGAUAAGCUGUCUUUAUGGUGAACCUGGAGCAAUUAGGCCUUGCUCAAGGGCCGACCAACACAUUUUACACAUUGACAGCUCUGGGAUUUGAUCCAGCAACCUUUACACUACUGGCAUGAUGCUCUGUACUGGUAGGCCGUCUGCCGUCCCUCUGUGUUUUAACAGUAAACUAGGAAACAGAGUGACUUAGUGAGAAAAGUUGUCUUCUGAGAAAAUGUUGGGAAAGGUUUAAAUCUUUGAGGAGGGUUGUGAAAUGAGAAACCUGUUUUCAUUGGCAAACUGGUACAAAGUUGACUGUGUUUUUCUUACUUAUUUUGACCUAUUACCCACACGGUUGGCUAACUAUCCUCCAUACGCAUUUUUCAGAUAAUGUAUUAUUUAAUAGGUUUCUUGACCUAUGAACCGAUAACCCCAUUUUGAUUUUGCAAACCCUCUAUUCAAGAAAAAAAGUGAUAAAUUCCACGACUGUGACAGAGAGUCUUAUCUAUCGGAAAUGUGGUCAUAUUUUACACAUUUCUCAUAAUGAGUAAAUGUUUUUAAUACACAUUAACAAUGGCAGUAUCUCAACCCAACACAGGGCUCUGUUGAGGAAAUGUAUAAGAUUUCAAUACGUUCUUCCUCCCACAUGUGUGGAUUUACAGGAAAUGAGCUCUUAAUUUGAACUAAUGUUAUUUCUGCUACAUGGCAAGACCUGCAGGAAAACUGUAAUACAAUUUAUAAAAUGUUUUUUUUAUUAAUAUGAUGCAACUAUCAAAUCGAUAUCAUGCUAGCUAGCUAUAUAAUGAAAGACAACUGUAUUUGAAAAUGUGAGUAGUGCAAAUAUACUCCUGAAAUCUAUUGUAUAAAAUAAUUUCAUUUCCUUGGUGUUGUAUACUGAAAUCUGUAUGAAAAAUAUGGAAAGCUAUAUUACUGCAAUCUUAACCCAGUGGCUUAGGGACAGUUAUAAUAUAUUUUUCAUAUUGAAAUAUUUUUUUUCCUUUGGUGGGUUUGGACUUAGGUUCCUCAACGCAACCAGCACCAACUGCAACAGCUUCAGAGUACCCCAAACGAAAAUCUAAAA